UGACGUGACGUUGAGCCAACAUGGCGACACAGUGCUGAUGUUGCAGCCCCAACAAACUCGUUGGCGACAGUAUUGACACUAACCGAUAGCCCGGUUCCGUUUGCCUUUCUGACACCUGCGUCAAACGCAGGGCCCGGCCGAGGAUGACGGCCUGAGAAAAGAUCGGUCCCUCCAAGAGAUGCAACAACAACAUCAUCUUCAUCUACCACCACCGCCGCCACAACAGACGCAGACAGAAUCCAGCACGAAAACGAAGAGCAUGUUUCUGUCCAGGGCUCUGGAGAAAAUCCUGUCGGAUAAGGAGGUGAAGCGGAGCCAAAACAGCCAGUUACGGAAAGCCUGUCAGGUUGCACUCGAUGAAAUCAAGAUCGAGCUAGAGAAGCAAAAAGAUGGCACAGUGGUCCCGCCCAGAGCUAACUACAUCGAGGCUGAUAAGUAUGUGCUGCCCUUCGAGCUGGCCUGUCAAUCAAAGUCCCCACGGAUAGUCAGCACUUCGCUGGACUGUCUACAGAAGCUCAUAGCGUACGGCCACAUCACAGGCAACGCCCCUGACAGCAGCGCCCCGGGGAAGCGUCUGAUCGACAGGCUGGUGGAGACGGUGUGUGACUGCUUCCAGGGUCCGCACACGGACGAGGGCGUGCAGCUGCAGAUCAUCAAGGCCCUUCUGACGGCAGUCACCUCUCCCCACAUAGAGAUCCAUGAAGGCACGGUUCUGUUGACGGUCAGGACCUGCUACAACAUCUACCUGGCCAGCAGGAACCUCAUCAACCAGACCACGGCCAAGGCCACGCUCACACAGAUGCUCAACGUCAUCUUCACCCGCAUGGAGACGCAGGCGGCCCUGGAGGCCCAGGAACAGGAGAAGGACCGGCUGCCUCUGCCCCCCCGGCCCUCCUGCCCCUCCCCAGGGGGCGUCUCCGGCUCCCCCCGCUCCGACCGGAGCCACACCCCUGACCCCGGCCCCUCCCCCGGGCCCUCCCCCGUCGGCAGCACCCCGGACCUCAGCUCCACCACGCCCCCUGCCCCCGACACGCCCUCGCUCAACGGCCAACCAGAGGAGGGCAGGGCAGAGGAGGAGGUGGAGAAGAGGGAAGCCACACCCCUUCCAGAUGUGUUCGAUGAAGAAGCUCCUGCCACGCCCCCCACAGUGACCAAGGAGAGGGUGGAGGAGGAGAGGGGGGAGGUAGGGAGGGCGGAGGAGGGGGAGGGAGAAAAAGAAGAGACAAAGCCCACAGAAGAAGUUAAGGCGGAGGAGGAAAUGACAUCAUCUGAACCGGAGUCCCAGACACAGACCGGACCAGGAGGGGACCAUGCCUCUCUCCCCCAGCCGGAGCAGGGGGAGGUGGCGCCCCCCAGAGGCAGGGUGGAGGGGCAGCAGAUGAACGGCAUCAUAGAGGAUCGAGGCUCAGUCUCCUCUUCGGACAUCCUGGAUUCUGAGGGUUGCCAUGGAGCCCCCCCUGGUAGCAGGUUCUCUCAUGUUCUCCAGAAGGACGCCUUCCUGGUGUUCCGCUCCCUCUGCAAGCUCUCCAUGAAGCCCCUGGCCGACGGACCUCCAGACCCCAAGUCUCAUGAGUUGCGUUCCAAGGUGGUCUCCCUGCAGUUGCUGCUGUCUGUGCUGCAGGGGGCGGGGCCUGUGUUCCGCACGCACGAAAUGUUUGCCAACGCCAUCAAGCAGUACCUGUGUGUGGCGCUGUCCAAGAACGGGGUCUCCUCCGUGCCCGAGGUGUUCGAGCUCUCGCUCGCCAUAUUCCUCACGCUCCUCUCUCACUUCAAGGUCCACCUCAAGAUGCAGAUCGAGGUGUUCUUCAGAGAGAUCUUCCUCACCAUCCUGGAGACGUCCUCCAGCUCCUUCCAACACAAGUGGAUGGUGAUCCAGACCCUCACACGCAUCUGUGCAGACGCCCAGUGUGUGGUGGACAUCUACGUGAACUAUGACUGUGACCUGAACGCUGCCAACAUCUUCGAGCGUCUGGUGAACGACCUGUCCAAGAUCGCCCAGGGCAGGAGCGGCCAGGAGCUGGGCAUGACUCCUCUGCAGGAACUCAGCCUCCGUAAGAAGGGGCUGGAGUGUUUGGUGUCGGUGCUGAAGUGCAUGGUGGAGUGGAGCAGAGACAUGUACCUCAACCCCAACCUGCAGGCCAACCUCGGCCAGGAGCGUCCGGCGGAGGCGGAGGGGGCGGAGCUGAAGCUUCCGGAACACGUGUCGUCACGGAGGGACAGCAGCAGCUCUCUGGAGUCCACGCUGUCGAGCGCCCAGCAGGACCCUAACCCCGACCCCAACCCCGAACAGUAUGAGGUCAUCAAGCAGCAGAAGGACAUCAUUCAGCACGGCAUCCAGCUGUUUAAUAAGAAGCCUAAGCGAGGGGUCCAGUACCUGCAGGAGCAAGGAAUGCUGGGAGUCUCAGCGGAGGACAUCGCCCAGUUCCUCCACCAGGAGGAGCGCCUGGACACGACCCAGGUGGGGGAGUACCUGGGCGAGAACAUCCGGUUCAACAAGGAGGUGAUGUACCGCUACGUGGACCAGCUGGACUUCUGUGGCCGGGACUUUGUGUGUGCGCUCAGGGUGUUCCUGGAGGGAUUCCGUCUGCCUGGGGAGGCCCAGAAGAUAGACAGGCUCAUGGAGAAGUUUGCCGCCCGAUACCUGGAGUGCAACCAGGGACAGACAGAGUUUGCCAGUGCAGACACAGCCUACGUCCUGGCCUACUCUAUCAUCAUGCUCACCACCGACCUGCACAGUCCUCAGGUGAAGAACAAGAUGACAAAGGAGCAGUACAUCAAGAUGAACAGAGGCAUCAACGACAGUAAGGACCUGCCAGAGGACUACCUGUCCUCCAUCUACAACGAGAUCGCCGGCAAGAAGAUCUCCAUGAAGGAGAGCAAGGAACACUCUAUCACCCCCAAGUCCAGCAAGCACAACGUGGCCAGUGAGAAGCAGAGGCGGCUGCUCUACAACGUGGAGAUGGAGCAGAUGGCCAAGACAGCCAAGGCUCUGAUGGAGGCGGUCAGCCACGCCCAGGCCCCCUUCUUCAGCGCCACACACCUGGAGCAUGUCAGGCCCAUGUUCAAGCUGGCCUGGACGCCCCUGCUAGCAGCGUUCAGUGUGGGGCUGCAGGACUGUGACGACCAGGAGGUGGCCUGUCUCUGUCUGGAGGGGAUCCGCUGUGCCAUCAGGAUCGCCUGCAUCUUCAGCAUGCAGCUGGAGCGUGAUGCGUACGUCCAGGCCUUGGCCAGGUUCACCCUGCUCACAGCCAGCUCCAGCAUCACUGAGAUGAAGCAGAAGAACAUCGACACCAUCAAGACCCUGAUCACCGUGGCCCACACCGACGGGAACUACCUGGGGCACUCCUGGCACGAGAUCCUCAGGUGUAUCAGUCAGCUGGAGCUGGCCCAGCUGAUCGGUACAGGGGUGAAGCCUCGCUACGUCUCCGGGGUGAUGAGGGAGCCAGGGGUCAGAGGUCACCCCUCUGGAGGAGAGGAGUUCAUGACCUUGGGGCUGGGUACCCUGGUGGGGGCUCCAGACAGGAGGCAGAUGGCUCACCUGCAGGAGUCUGUGGGAGAGACCAGCUCUCAGAGCGUAGUGGUAGCUGUGGACAGGAUCUUCACUGGCUCCACCAGGCUAGAUGGAAAUGCAGUUGUGGACUUUGUGCGCUGGCUGUGUGCCGUGUCCAUGGAUGAGCUGGCCUCCUCCCACCAGCCCCGCAUGUUCAGCCUGCAGAAGAUCGUGGAGAUCUCCUACUACAACAUGAACCGCAUCCGCCUGCAGUGGUCCAGGAUCUGGCAUGUCAUCGGAGAUCACUUCAACAAGGUGGGCUGCAGCCCUAAUGAGGACGUGGCUGUGUUUGCAGUGGACUCCCUGCGCCAGCUCUCCAUGAAGUUCUUGGAGAAGGGAGAGCUGGCCAACUUCCGCUUCCAGAAGGACUUCCUCAGGCCCUUCGAACACAUCAUGAAGAAGAACAGGUCCCCCAUCAUCAGGGACAUGGUGAUCCGCUGCGUGGCCCAGAUGGUCAACUCCCAGGCAGGGAACAUCCGCUCCGGGUGGAAGAACAUCUUCUCAGUGUUCCACCAGGCGGCCUCCGACCACGACGAGACCAUCGUGGAGCUGGCCUUCCACACCACCGGACACAUCGUCUUGAACACCUUCCAGCAGCACUUUGCGGUGGCCAUCGACUCGUUCCAGGAUGCAGUGAAGUGUCUGUCUGAGUUUGUGUGCAACGCAGCUUUCCCCGACACCAGCAUGGAGGCCAUCAGGCUGAUCCGGCACUGCGCCAAGUACAUUGCAGACCGGCCGCAGGCCUUGAGAGAGUACACCAGUGAUGACAUGAACGUUGCCCCUGGUGACCGUGUGUGGGUCCGUGGCUGGUUCCCCAUCCUGUUUGAGCUGUCCUGCAUCAUCAACCGCUGCAAGCUGGACGUACGCACACGGGGUCUAACGGUCAUGUUUGAGAUCAUGAAGAGCUACGGAGCUUCCUUCCAGCAGCACUGGUGGCACGACCUGUUCAGGAUCGUUUUCAGGAUCUUCGACAACAUGAAGCUGCCGGAACAACAGACAGAGAAGACAGAGUGGAUGACCACCACAUGUAACCACGCCCUGUACGCCAUCUGUGACGUGUUCACCCAGUUCUACGAGCCGCUCAGCCAAGUGCUGCUGGACGACAUCUACACACAGCUCCAGUGGUGCGUCAGACAAGACAACGAGCAGCUCGCCCGCUCAGGGACCAACUGCCUGGAGAACCUGGUGAUCCUGAACGGGGAGAAGUUUAGCCCUGACGUCUGGGACGCCACCUGCUCCUGCCUGCUUCAGAUCUUCCAGACCACCAGCCCGCACGCCUUGUUGACAUGGCGACCGGCUGGACAGGAAGAGGAAGUCGUGGAGGGGAGACACAUGGACGUGGACUACGACAGCCAAUCCCAAAGCAGCUUUGACAGGGCCCUAUCAGAGCGAGGCGGCCAGAGCCAGAUGUCCACCGCCAGCGACGACAACGCCAGGCUGCCAGACCAGAAGCUGUUUGCAGGACUGCUCAUCAGGUGUGUGGUGCAGCUGGAGCUGAUUCAGACGGUGGACAAUAUCGUGUUCUACCCCUCCACCAGCAGGAAGGAGGACGCUGACAACAUGGCCGCCGCCCAGAGGGACACCCUGGAGAAGGGGGGUCCAGGGCAGGCCCAGGAGGGGGCCCCGGGGCAGGGGGCCCAGGGGAUGUACAGCCACCUGUCUCCUCAGCACCUGUUUAAGCUGCUGGACUGCCUGCUGGAGUCUCACUCCUUCGCCCGGGACUUCAACUCUAACAACGAGCAGAGGACAGCUCUCUGGAGGGCAGGCUUCAAGGGGAAGUCCAAGCCCAACCUGUUGAAGCAGGAGACCAGCAGUCUGGCCUGCAGCCUGAGGAUCUUGUUCAGGAUGUACUCUGACCCAGCGCUGUCCACCAGCUGGCCUGACAUCCACACACGCCUGCUGCUGGUAUGCAGUGAGGCGCUGGGUUACUUCAUCAGACUGACAUCGGAGAGUCACAGAGAGGCCUGGACCAGCCUUCUGAUGCUGCUGCUCACCAGGACCUUGAGACUGCCUGACCACAAGUUCAAGCCCCAUGCGUCCUGCUACUACCCCCACCUGUGUGAGAUGAUGCAGUUUGACCUGAUCCCAGAGCUCAGAGUCGUCCUCAGACACUUCUUCCUGCGCAUCGGCUCUGUCUUCCACAUCGCCGCCGCUGCACCCCCCACGCCUGCCCCAUCCUCCGAGCCCCCCUCCCUCGCCCCUGCGCCUUCCCCCGCGCCCCCCACGCCUGCCCCAUCCUCCGAGCCCCCCUCCCUCGCCCCUGCGCCUUCCCCCGUGCCCCCCACGCCUGCCCCAUCCUCCGAGCCCCCCUCCAUCGCCCCCGCACCUGCCCCCUCCCCUGUGACCCCCGCACCUGCCCCCUCCCCUGUGACCCCCACACCUGCCCCCUCCCCUGCACCCUAGAGAGGGGAGAGAGGAGAGAGGAGGGAGGAGGGGAGGGAUAAGGGAGGAGGAGGAGGGGGUGAAGAGGGGGAGAAGAAAAAGACCACCCGCCUCCUCUCUGUCUGCCUGUCUUCAUGGAGACGCCCUCUGACCCCCCGACCAGGAAGUGAACUGCACAGUGACCUUGACCGGUCUCCCCUCCCAUCAGACCAGAUCUCCAACCACUCAGCAGAACCAGGACUCCAACCAUAACUUAUUGAUGCUGCUCCGUGCGAACAGUAUGUGAUCUUUCUUUUGUUUUGUGUUUUUGUUUGUUGGGUUUGGUUUGUCUUUCUGUUUUUAAGACGACGAGCUAUCAUAUCUUCAUCCAUGUUCAAAGGCAGACAUCAACAUCUGGAGGGGAGGGGAGGAGGAUUGGGGGAGGGCGACAGAGAAAGAGGCACAGUUAAUGUUGUUGUCUGGAAGUACCAGAAGAACACAGACAGAUACUCUCCAUAUUUAGUUAGUUGAUUUCGGUUGUGCCUCUUAGUAAGUCACAAGACGCCUAAAUCAUGACCAGGAUUCCCCAUCAAACCAACCGGUGACAGCAGGUGAUUGGUUCUCUCUAGUUCCUGCCCACAGCUGAUUGGCUCGGCUGAACCGCUUCCCACAGCUGGUUGGCUCUCCCUAGUUCCUGUCCCCAGCAGGUUGGCUGGUUGGCGACUCCAGUGUCACACGUAUUAAUGGAGCACAACAACCUGUUUCCAUGACACUGCCGUUGCCCGGGCAACCCUCGAGAUUCUCCGUCCUGCUACAUAGACAUGCCACUGGUGGGCGCUGUGAGGUGGCUUUGCUCUCGUAUUUAUUUACUUCUUGAUUUGUUUUCUUUUUUUAUUUUAUAUAUAAAUAUAUAUAUCUUUUAUAAUAUGAUCUAACUUAUCAGUUUACAUGAGGGGCUUGACGAUAAGCUGCUUCUGUUAUUGCAUUCCCUCCACCCCCCCACCUCUCACCCCCCCACCUCUCACCCCCCCACAUCCUAGACCUCAGAGGAGAAAUGGAUCUUCCUCAUUAUUCCUCAUCUGCAGAUCUGUCAUCUGAACAUUCACAAGACCACAUAGAAAAAUUCUCUCCUUCCUUCCUUAUUUCAAACGGUUCUAUUUUUCUACUCUACACACACACACACGCGCGCGCGCACACACACACACACUGGUAGCAUUCCUCUCCUAUGUCAGCUUUCCAGCAUAGCUCCUGAAUCAGUAGUAUGUCCCACGCAAGUGUUGUAAUCUAAUUGGAAUGAAGCUAAACCAAAACAUGAAUCCAUAAAUGGUGUUAUGCCCCAUAUGCCCCCACCCACCUCGUUUUUUUUAAGAAGGAUGUAUGUAAUUAUUUAAAGUGCAUUUAAAUAUUUUUGAGAAGCUUUCCUUCCCCUGCAACUAUGGGUCUGUGCUUUGUUGCCUAAAGUAAAGAGGCACGUUAUAAAUACGUAUACAGUAUAUGGAGAAAUGCAGACUGUAAAGUUUUCAUGUAAAAUACAUAGAAAGGUGAUAUACUAUACAUAUUGUGAUGUAAUCUUCCAGGCAUUUGGUGAAGUAAUCAAUAAACCUUGAAUUCUGAACCUUC
This is a messenger RNA of Osmerus eperlanus (European smelt), 7531 nucleotides long. RefSeq names its product ADP-ribosylation factor guanine nucleotide-exchange factor 2 (brefeldin A-inhibited) (gene arfgef2). Gene Ontology annotation, biological process: regulation of ARF protein signal transduction. Lineage: Eukaryota; Metazoa; Chordata; Actinopteri; Osmeriformes; Osmeridae. Gene Ontology annotation, molecular function: guanyl-nucleotide exchange factor activity. The coding region runs from base 179 to 5953 and encodes 1924 amino acids. The record is from RefSeq and is a predicted model, not a curated record. The transcript has 41 exons.